Molecule: messenger RNA, 480 nt
Organism: Pyrenophora tritici-repentis Pt-1C-BFP
Lineage: Eukaryota; Fungi; Ascomycota; Dothideomycetes; Pleosporales; Pleosporaceae
Source: RefSeq, a predicted model, not a curated record
AUGCCCACACAAUCCAAACAGGCUUUCAUCGCCGCUAGGAAGAAGGCAGGUAAGGUACAUCCUCCUCUACAUGACCGCCGGGUCUGGCUAAGGCCGGAGUGGCGCCAACGCCUGCCCACCGUGUAUCGCCCUCUCAAUGUUACCAUGCGCGAACUUGUACGGGAUUGGGAUGCUUCAGAGACGGGACGCAGCUACACACCGUAUAGCAACCAGCUGAACACAUGGUACAAGGCGCUAUUUAACACUGACGAGAAGUCGCGCAUCACGGCCAAGGCCUUGGUCGAGAAUUAUGUGCCCACGAUCGACAGCGAUAUUGACAUUGUGGAGAUGAAGCAGAGUGCGAAAGUAUCCUUCAAGGCCGCAGAGAGGUUACGAGCGCGUGUGGCUACCCGACAGGCUACCCGGCAGGCUGUGUCAGAGCGGGGUGAUACGCGGUCGAUUAAUCAGGACCUAGAGGCUGAGAUCGUCGCCAUGCUCUGA